Molecule: messenger RNA, 2466 nt
Organism: Cryphonectria parasitica EP155
Lineage: Eukaryota; Fungi; Ascomycota; Sordariomycetes; Diaporthales; Cryphonectriaceae
Exons: 2
Coding region: 1-2466 (821 amino acids)
Biological process (GO): long-chain fatty acid import into peroxisome; peroxisome organization; very long-chain fatty acid catabolic process
Cellular component (GO): peroxisomal membrane
Molecular function (GO): ATP hydrolysis activity; ATP binding; long-chain fatty acid transmembrane transporter activity
Source: RefSeq, a predicted model, not a curated record
AUGGCCACGCAGUCAACACUGCGGCAUUCCGCCGCCGAGGCGGCCAUCCUCGGGUUCGUCGACAAAUAUACCACCCUGCUCCGCACGCGCCUGCGCCAGACAUCGCGCACGACGAGGCUCCUCGCAACUCUCGCGCUCCUGUCGUCCAUCGUGCUCGGCGCUGAGGGCUCGCGCAGGCGAUGGAGGAGGCGGCGUUUCGAGAGGGAGCAGGGCGUCAAGCUGGUGCGCACCAACUCGUGGGUGCACAACAAGGACGGCUCGCGCACCAUCUACGUGCCCUACAGAGACGGCACCUCCAAGGUCAUCAUCAACACCACCAAGCCCUUGACCUUUGAGGCCCACCGCCGCCUGUUCCUGAAUCCGCCCAGGGUGUCUGGCCUCGCCGACGGCACGGUUCCCGGUGCCCAGACGAAGCCAGGUUUGAACCUGGCCUUCCUGCACCAGUUCCUGAGCCUGAUGAGCAUCAUGCUCCCCAGGUGGACCAGCAAGGAGGCAGGGCUUCUGGUGAGCCACGGCGUGUUCCUCAUGCUGCGGACGUACCUGUCCCUCGUGGUCGCGCGGCUGGACGGCGAGAUUGUGCGCGACCUCGUCGCUGGCAACGGCAGGCUGUUUCUCUGGGGCAUCGUGAAGUGGUGCGGCCUGGGCGGCUUUGCCUCGUAUGUGAACGCCAUGAUCAAGUUCCUCGAGUCCAAGGUGUCCAUCGCCUUCCGCACCAGGCUCACCCGGUACAUCCACGACCUGUACCUGAACGACAACCUCAACUACUACAAGCUCUCCAACCUGGACGGCGGCGUGGGCCAGGGCGCCGACCAGUACAUCACCCAAGACCUGACCCUCUUCUGCGCCUCGGCGGCCAACCUCUACUCGUCCCUAGGCAAGCCGUUCGUGGACAUCUGCGUCUUCAACUACCAGCUCUACCGGUCCCUCGGGCCCCUCGCCCUGACCGGUCUCCUGAGCAACUACUUCUUCACAGCCUCCAUCCUGCGCCGGCUCUCCCCUCCAUUCGGCAAGCUCAAGGCGGUCGAGGGCGCCAAGGAAGGGGACUUCCGCUCUCUGCACGCGAGGCUGAUAGCCAAUGCCGAGGAGGUGGCCUUCUACGGCGGCGCCGACAUGGAGAAGCACUUUUUGAACCGCGAGUUCCGGUCGCUCAAGACCUGGAUGGAGGGCAUCUACAUGCUCAAGAUCCGCUACAACAUCCUCGAGGACUUCAUCCUCAAGUACAGCUGGUCCGCCUACGGCUACCUGCUGGCGUCCCUGCCCGUCUUCCUGCCCGCCUGGGGCGGCCUGGGCGGCGCCUCGGAGCUGCUGGAGCCGUCCGAGAAGGGCGGCCGCGAGCGCUCGCGCAUGGGCAACUUCAUCACCAACAAGCGCCUGAUGCUCUCGCUCGCCGACGCGGGCGGGCGCAUGAUGUACAGCAUCAAGGACCUGUCCGAGCUGGCGGGCUACACCUCGCGCGUCUACACCCUCAUCGCCACCCUGCACCGCGUUCACGCCGGCGCCUACCCGGCCCGCGCCUCGGGCGGCGAGCUGUACGCCCUGUCCGACGUGCAGGGUACCAUUCAGCGCGGGUUCGACGGCGUGCGCCUCGAGCAUGUGCCCGUCGUCGCGCCCGCGCUGUGGCCCCAGGGCGGCGACGAGCUCGUGGACUCGCUCAGCCUCAUUGUCCGCCGCGGCGAGCACCUGCUCAUCUCGGGCUCCAACGGCGUCGGCAAGAGCGCCGUCGCCCGCAUCCUGGCCGGCCUGUGGCCCGUCUACCGCGGCCUGGUGUCCCGCCCCAAGGCCAACGGCGAGGACGGCAUCAUGUUCCUCCCCCAGCGGCCCUACCUCAGCGUCGGCACGCUGCGCGACCAGGUCAUCUACCCAGACGGCGAGGCCGACAUGCGCGCCAAGCGGAGGAACGAGUACGAGCUCAAGAACAUCCUCGAGGCCGCGCGCCUCGGCUACCUGCCCGACCGCGAGGGCGGCUGGGACACCAAGAAGGAGUGGAAGGACGUGCUGAGCGGCGGCGAGAAGCAGCGCAUGGCCAUCGCGCGCCUGCUGUAUCAUGAGCCGCAGUACGCCUUUAUCGACGAGGGCACGAGCGCCGUCAGUUCUGAUGUGGAGGGCUUGCUUUAUGAGACAUGCAAGGAGAAGGGAAUAACACUCAUCACCAUCUCCACCCGCGCCUCUCUUAAGAAAUACCACACCUUCAACCUCGUGCUCGGCCUGGGCGAGGCCGGCGACCAGUGGGAGUUUGAGAGAAUCGGCACGGAGCGCGAGAAGAUGCACGUCGAGAGAGAGCUGCAGGAGCUGCGCGAGAGGCUGGCCAAGGUCGAGGAGUGGAAGAGGCGGCGGGAUGAGAUUGAGAAGGAGCUGGCGCAGGUCUGGGUGGAAGGGGGGGAAGGGUUGCCUCCGCCUGCGUAUACAGAGGCGGAGGAAAAGGGGGGUGAGGUAAAGGGGGGAGGGGAGGUGGCUCAGGAGGCAUAA